AUGGAAGAGCUCACCGCUUUCGUGUCUAAGUCUUUCGACCAGAAAGUGAAGGAGAAGAAGGAAGUGAUAACCUACAGGGAGGUGUUGGAGACCGGGUCGACGCGAGCAGGGAGCAGGGAGUCUUUAUCCGCGGAGCCCGGGAGCCGAGAGGAGGCAGCCGCAGUCACCCGAAACGUUGCGCUCUCGCCGGGCAGAGAAACGGACAUGCUCGGCCCGGAAAGAAUCAGGGACGCCGGGAGCCCCAAACUCAUUGACGGCACCACGGACGUGAAGGAAAGGAAAGAGGACUCGAAGCCUAUAGAGGACGAGACACAGACUAAAAUCAAACAGAGGAGAAGUCGGACUAACUUCACGUUAGAGCAGCUCAACGAGCUGGAACGGCUCUUCGACGAGACCCACUACCCGGACGCCUUCAUGCGGGAGGAGCUUAGCCAGCGACUAGGACUGUCGGAGGCCCGAGUACAGGUUUGGUUCCAGAAUAGAAGAGCCAAAUGCAGAAAGCAGGAGAACCAGCUACAUAAAGGAGUCCUGAUUGGAGCAGCGAAUCAGUUUGAAGCUUGUCGUGUAGCGCCAUAUGUCAACGUGGGGGCUUUACGGAUGCCAUUCCAACAGGAUAGUCAUUGCAACGUGCCGCCCUUCUCCUUUCAGGUGCAGGCGCAACUGCAGCUGGACAGCGCCGUGGCCCACGCGCAGCACCACCUGCACUCUCACCUGGCAGCGCACGCGCCCUACAUGAUGUUCCCCGCGCCGCCAUUCGGGUUGCCCCUGGCGACGCUCGCGGCCGAGUCUGCCUCCGCCGCCUCCGUUGUGGCCGCCGCCGCCGCCGCCAAAAACACCAGCAAGAACUCCAGCAUCGCCGACCUGAGACUGAAGGCCAAAAAGCACACGGCCGCGCUGGGACUGUGA
Seriola dumerili (greater amberjack) is the source of this 906-nucleotide messenger RNA. It is a transcript of the gene shox2, whose product is annotated as short stature homeobox 2. The record is from RefSeq and is a predicted model, not a curated record. Gene Ontology annotation, cellular component: nucleus. NCBI's taxonomy places the organism in Eukaryota, Metazoa, Chordata, Actinopteri, Carangiformes, Carangidae. The transcript has 5 exons. Gene Ontology annotation, molecular function: DNA-binding transcription factor activity, RNA polymerase II-specific; sequence-specific double-stranded DNA binding. Gene Ontology annotation, biological process: regulation of transcription by RNA polymerase II. The coding region runs from base 1 to 906 and encodes 301 amino acids.